AUGCCCUUCGCCAAGCGCACCGUGGAGCCGCAGUGGCUGUGCCGGCGGCAGCCCGCCGCCUCGGCGCUGGAGGAGAGUUUGGGCGCGGAGCCGCCGCCGCGGGACCCGCCGCCGCCGCCGCCCGCGGAGCCGGGCGAGGGCGCGGAGGCCGGCGGCGCCGAGAAGGAGGCGGCGGCGGUGCUGAUGGUGCUGGACCUGUGCGCGGUCAGCAACGUGGCCCUGUCCCGGGUGCUCCGGCAGCUCUCCGACGUGGCCCGGCACGCCUGCACCCUCUUCCAGGAGGUGGAGGCGGACAUCCAGGGCGCCCACCGCCGCGCCCGGGCGCUGCACGGCCGCAUCGCCGCCCUCCAGGGCGCCGUGCGCGGCCUCGACCCCAAGCAGGAGGCAGUGCCUGUCUCCAACCUGGAUGCAGAGAGCAAACUGAGUGUCUACUACCGAGCACCUUGGCAUCAGCAAAGAAAUAUUUUCCUCCCCUCCACGAGGCCGCCGUGUGUGGAGGAGCUACACCACCACGCCAAGCAGAACCUGCGAGCCUUGCGCAGAGAGCAUCGAAAUCGAGGUGAUAACAGAGAGCAAAAAGUCCAAGGCUCCAUCUCUGUGGUGGCCCCCCCCUUUCCUCCCUUCCCUGCAAUCUGCAGUCAAAAGAGGCAAGCGGUAAAGGACCGGCACCUGCUACCAUUUAACAGCACCCGCUCGCCCUCCCCAAUUGAGUGUUGCCACAUGACCCCAUGGAGUAGAAAGUCCCAUCCACCCGAGGACGAAGAUACAGAUGUCAUGUUAGGGCAGAGGCCGAAAAAUCCAAUACAUAAUAUCCCUUCUACACUGGAUAAACAAACCAAUUGGAGUAAAGCACUACCUCUGCCAACUCCAGAGGAGAAAAUGAAACAAGAUGCCCAAGUGAUUUCUUCUUGCAUUAUCCCCAUCAAUGUCACUGGAGUUGGUUUUGACAGAGAGGCUAGUAUACGCUGCUCUCUUGUUCAUUCACAAUCUGUACUACAGCGGAGACGAAAGUUGAGGAGGAGGAAAACCAUCUCUGGCAUCCCCAGAAGAGUGCAACAAGAAAUAGAUUCUGAUGAGUCGCCGGUGGCAAGAGAACGCAAUGUGAUUGUGCAUGCAAACCCGGACUUCUCCAGCGCUGCCAACAGGAGGUCGGGCACGCGGGACUCGGAGUGUCAGACUGAGGAAAUCCUCAUUGCCGCUCCAUCCCGGAGACGGAUCCGAGCGCAGAGAGGGCAGAGUGUUGUCGCCUCCCUGUCACACUCUGCCGGCAACAUCUUGGUGCUAGCAGACAACGGAGGUGCCGUGUUUGCUACCGCAGUGAGCAACCGCAUCCGGUCACGGAGUCUUCCUCGCGAGGGUGCCAGAGCCAACGAAGGCGAGCAGGAUGCCGGUGCCAAAAGUUCGGUAUAUGAAGCAGAAUGCUUUCUAGCAAGCCAGGAAAGGAUCCCGAAGAAGGGGAAGGAUGUCAUGAACAAACAGAAUUCACAGGAACACCAGCCCAUAGGUUUAACGUGUCCCCAGCACUUGCAUAGCCCCGAUCACAGCAUCAGUGAGAGAGGGAGAUCACGACUGUCAAGGAUGGCAGAUUCGGGAAGCUGUGAGAUUUCAUCCAACUCGGAUACCUUUGGGAGCCCCAUCCACUCAAUCUCCACAGCAGGAGUCCUGCUCAGCAGCCACAUGGACCAGAAGGAUGACCACCAAUCUUCCAGUGGGAACUGGAGCGGGAGCAGCUCCACGUGUCCCUCUCAGACGUCCGAAACCAUUCCUCCUGCUGCCUCUCCUCCGCUGACGGGCUCUUCGCACUGUGACUCUGAGCUGUCGCUGAACACUGCUCCCAAUGCCAACGAGGACUCUAGUGUCUUCAUCACAGAGCAGUUUGGUGAUCACAUGGACAAGGUCAGAGGCCACAGGGCCAGCUCCUUCACCUCCACUGUGGCAGAUUUACUUGAUGACCCCAACAACAGCAACACUAGUGACAGUGAGUGGAACUACCUGCACCACCACCAUGACGCGUCCUGUCGCCAGGAUUUCAGCCCUGAGCGCCCAAAGGCUGACAGCCUGGGGUGCCCGAGUUUCACAAGCAUGGCCACUUAUGACAGCUUCCUAGAGAAGAGCCCAUCUGACAAGGCAGACACUAGCUCACACUUUUCCGUGGAUACUGAAGGAUACUAUACUUCCAUGCAUUUUGAUUGUGGUCUCAAGGGUAAUAAAAGUUACAUUUGCAACUAUGCAGCUGCAGGCUCUGAGAGUGGCCAGAACGUGAGCGUGACCUCCAGCCUCACUGACUGCGCCUGGCAGGAUUGCACGAACCACAGGAGGCAAGGAAGGCAGAGCAUCUCUCUGAAGAAACCAAAGGCAAAGCCAGCCCCACCAAAACGCAGCUCGUCUUUGAGGAAAUCUGAGAGCAGUACGGAUCUUCCUGAAAAGAAAGAACCAAAGAUAAGCAGUGGGCAGCAUGUGUCUCACACUUCCAGGGAAAUGAAGCUGCCACUUGAGUUUUCAAACACACCUUCCAGAGUGGAAAACUCUAAUCUGCCAACCAAACAGGAGCUCUCCUGGGUGAACCAGAAUGACAGCGGAUUAAAGGACACUCAGUUUGACACCACAGAUAUUCCAUCAUUUAAAGAUGAAGGUGCUGAACAAUCUCACUAUGCAGAUCUCUGGCUUCUAAAUGACUUGAAAUCUAAUGAUCCUUACAGGUCUUUAUCUAAUUCAAGCACUGCUACGGGUACUACAGUCAUAGAGUGCAUCAAAUCACCAGAGAGCUCUGAAUCCCAAACAUCUCAGUCUGGAUCAAGAGCUACCACCCCAUCCCUCCCAUCCGUCGAUAAUGAGUUUAAACUGGCCUCUCCAGAGAAGUUGGCAGGGUUAGCAUCACCCUCCAGUGGAUACUCCAGCCAGUCAGAAACGCCGACCUCUUCUUUUCCAACAGCUUUCUUUUCUGGGCCUUUGUCUCCUGGAGGUGGCAAGAGAAAGCCAAAAGUACCAGAAAGGAAGUCCUCACUGCAGCAGCCGCUGUCUAAAGAUGGCACUGUGUCUGCAAACAAAGACCUAGAGCUUCCCAUUAUACCUCCCACUCAUCUCGACCUAAGUGCUCUUCAUAACGUCUUGAAUAAACCGUUCACUCACAGGCACCAGUUGCAUGCUUUCAACCACAAUAAACAGAGCAUGAUAGGAGAAGCGCUGAAUCCCAAUCCUCCAUCUGCCCUUGCUAUCACACCUUCCGUUCUAAAAUCUGUUCACCUUAGAUCCAUUAAUAAGCCUGAAGAAGUGAAACAAAAAGCCAGUACUACAGACCUGCUCUGCGUACAAGAAACCACGCUAAUGGUGACUGAUGUUUCUCCAGGCAAAAUGAGGCCGCUCUUAGCGAAGAAACCAAUAUCACGUCAGUACUCCACUGAGGAGGCCAUAAUGUCUUAUAUUGACACUUCCCCAGCAGAAGCAGGCCCUGGAAAACCACCUUUAGAAAAAAGCUCCUCUUUCAGUGGACAGAAUAAUUGCGAGCAAGAAACUGUAACUGCAGCAAACGUGGGUCUGGUUGAAAUUAAACCCAUCAAAGACCAAAUGCACCUGGCUACUGAGCAUUUGCCAGAAAAUGCUCUAACUCAGACCUGUGCUAUUUCUACAGAAGGGUUUCAGAAAGGCUCAGCAGUCCCCCCAAAUGAUUACGAAGCAAAGAAAACUAAUCAAGGAGUAGAACAGGAAAGCAACCUUGACCAAGUGCAGAUUCAGCAAGAGUUCACUGGAGCCUGGGAACAAAAGUUGGAAUCUGAACCUGUGGGUGAAACCUCAUCUCAGUCUGAGGGAGCUGACAUUAGCGAUCAGCUUAAGAACCAACUUGAUUUAAGCCACCAUGUGCCUGGGAAUAUCAGCUACGAAUCAGAGACAGCAACAGUAAAUUCACUCAGUGAAAACAGUUCCAAGCAGGAAAAUGAUAUUGCAUCAGGUAUUCCGACCAAAAGUGCCUCUGAUAACAGCAGGGCAGAUGAGACACAGGGGACCGCAGAAGAGCCUUCACUGAAAGAAUCUUCUCCAAGCGACGAUUCUGUAAUUUCACCAUUGAGUGAAGAUUCUCAGGCUGAGGCAGAAGAUGUUUUUGUGUCUCCAAAUAAACCGCGCACUACUGAGGAUCUGUUUGCAGUCAUUCACAGAUCAAAAAGGAAAGUUCUUGGGAGAAAGGAUUCUGGAGACCUUUCUGUAAGAAACAGAUUGAGAGCUUCAUCUGGGAGCAGCAGCCAGCCACCUGCCAGCAGCACGUUGCCCGCUAGCACCGUGCCACCCCCCGGCAGCCUCGGUACUCCCAUAAGCAGCCAGAGGUCCCCCGGGCUUAUAUACAGGAAUGCCAAAAAGUCCAACACAUCUAACGAGGAGUUUAAACUGCUGCUCCUAAAGAAGGGCAGUCGGUCUGAUUCUAGCUACAGGAUGUCUGCCACAGAGAUCCUGAAAAGCCCCAUUUUGCCCAAGUCUCCCGGAGAGCUGUUAGUGGACGCCCCGCAAAACCCGGAUGAGUCGCCCCAAGCAGCCAGCCCCGAUGUGUCGUCCCCGCUUUCGCCGUGCUCCCCGAGGGUCAACGCAGAAGGAUUCUCCUCCAAGAGCUUUUCCAUGUCGGCGUCGUCCAGAGUGGGGCGCUCCCGGGCGCCGCCGGCAGCCAGCAGCAGUCGGUACAGCGUGCGCUGUCGGCUGUACAACGCGCCGAUGCAGGCCAUCUCCGAAGGGGAGACGGAGAACUCGGACGGCAGCCCUCACGACGACCGAUCUUCUCAGAGUUCAGCAUAGGCUGCGGGAGCUCCCGAGCCCCGCCGCCGACUGUGAGCGCGGCGAACGCUGAAACCGCUUUGGUUAUGUAAGGAUGUGAAUAUAAGAGGCCAACGCUGUAGCAGUCAAAAAAUAUAUAUAUAUUUGCAGGGCAAUAUCAAUGCUUAAAUGUGUUUGUGUUUUUAAGAUGCUGGGGAAACAGAGGACUAAAGCUGUAGCUAUUUAUUACUUUACAUUUUCUAAAAGUAGAAAGAUGCUAUGUCUAGUCUGUUUUCUUUUAGCUUCAUUUGAUUUAUCCCACUCUCAUUUCCGUCGUCACUGUAGAUUUCAAGGCUACUCACUUUUCAUAGAGUUAAAAGCAACUUUUUAUUUUUCCAGAAGCUGCCCAUCUAGAAACAAAUCCCUCACUGUAGUGCUUCCCUAGGGGGGGGGGGGGAAAGAAAAAGAAAAUGCUCUUGAGGAUUGGUAUUUUUCUACACUAAAAUGAGCUCAAACAAAAUUUAGAAGAAAUUAACAAAACAUAUGUAAAUACCAUAUUUUUGAUAAAAAUCUGUAAAUAGAAUUAUCAAAAAGUGGACAUGUGGCAAAUGAUUUACUGCAUAACAACUUUGUUUAUAAAAGACAAAAGAAGUCAAAUGUAAUAACUGUAUUCUGUGAAUACCAUUUUCAUAUCAAGCAUAAUACUUACAUGGCCACCAAUAACCACUUUCAGUGUGAUAAGCCUCAAAAGCGACAUUUAACAGUUGAAAGAAAUUCUCAACGUUAGGCUAACGAAAUGUAAAGGCUAAGAUCGGAUUAAAGUAACCAUUUGUCUUUUGAGUAUCGCUGCAGACGAGCCAACUGCAAAGUGCAGCGGUGAGUUUUAACACGGUAAUUGGUUGGGAAGGCAAGCAUGCUCCUGAUGAUAGAGCAAAAUCAUUUCUAACCCGGAGCCCCUAACAGUCCCAUGCGACAGUGUCCCUUAGGCCUCUAUUCUAAUACGGAUUGCUUUAGAAAGAAUAGAUAAGAAGAAAUAGUACUUAUUUUCAUAUUCUUACUAGGCUGUUGGGAUACAUGACACAGUCAUAACCUGGUAACUAUAACCGUUCAACAUGAUUACUUUCUGGUUCUUAAAGGAAACAAAUAAAUUAUAAGCAUGCAACAAGCGCUUUCAAUUUAUCAGUAAAUAUCUGCGAUGAGUUUUCAGUGAAGCUUUCUCUUUGUGCUGAUGAGAUUCAUGCUACCUAAAUAUUUACAAAAAUGACACUGUGAAAACGUAGCUGGGAGAUAGGUAUGUGUACGCAUUAUUUAUAUUCAUUGUUAAACUGGGAAGGGGAAAGCUCUGGUUUGUUAUGCCAGCCACCUACAGUUCGGAUUUUGUCUGGGUUUACCAGAAAUGAUAACAGGGUGGGGGA
Messenger RNA from Rhea pennata, 6149 nucleotides. RefSeq names its product NHS actin remodeling regulator (gene NHS). NCBI's taxonomy places the organism in Eukaryota, Metazoa, Chordata, Aves, Rheiformes, Rheidae. Bases 1 to 4776 code for a protein of 1591 amino acids. The record is from RefSeq and is a predicted model, not a curated record. Gene Ontology annotation, biological process: cell differentiation; lens development in camera-type eye. The transcript has 9 exons.